Messenger RNA from Betta splendens (Siamese fighting fish), 2142 nucleotides. Its product is annotated as short coiled-coil protein B-like. Lineage: Eukaryota; Metazoa; Chordata; Actinopteri; Anabantiformes; Osphronemidae. The transcript is spliced from 4 exons. The record is from RefSeq and is a predicted model, not a curated record. Bases 195 to 434 code for a protein of 79 amino acids. Gene Ontology annotation, cellular component: trans-Golgi network.
CUUUCUGGAACACACCCCUGGGCUGAACUGGCUAGCCACAUGGUUACGAGCCGCCGACGAGGGGAUGCGUCAUCACAUGCGUCAUCGACCCGCGUCACUGUUUCUGGGAUUGCUCGGCACACGCUUCGAAGUCUCUACACGUGUCUGCAAUAGCCGCAGCCCUGCAUUCUAAAACGGAAGACGAGUAUUUCACCAUGAGCUCAGAUGAUGGUGACUUGGAAAACCUGGCAGAGCUGGAAGAAAAAAACAGGCUCAUCAACCAGGUGCUGGAGCUACAGCACACAUUAGAGGACUUGUCCACCCGAGUGGACACCGUUAAAGAAGAGAACCUGAAGCUGAAGUCGGAGAACCAGGUUCUGGGUCAGUACAUAGAGAACCUAAUGUCAGCCUCCAGCGUCUUUCAGACCACUGACACCAAGAGCAAACGAAAGUAGCAAAACGUUUGCCCCCCGUUUGCCCUUCACACACACAGUCCCUAAUGUUUGCCCCAAACAAUCUGAAUAACUGGAUUUUUGGACCUGUGAAUACACUGCAGUUUAAACUAGUCCCCCCUAAUCUACAUGGCUUUGACCAGGUUUAGCAUGCUAUCACUGAUGCACAUUCUUAAACUACAGAAAGUAUAAUGUUUCAAACCAAAACAACUAAGAUGCAAGAAUUCUGACACUACUCUUAAACUUAAACGAAUUAAUAGGACAUUAUGAAAUAAAUACUUAUAUAAAUAAAUCAGAGACAAUUAGUUAAACUGACCAUGAAAUUAUGAAAUAAUCAAAAACAUUUUCCAAAUUAAGCUUAUUAUUAUGAAAUAUGUUUCAUUAUGCUGCAAAAUCUGCUCAUUAUGAAAUUUCAUAAUGAUGAUUUUCAUAAUAAAGAUUAUUACAUCUGCCUUUUUAUUUAAAUCCAGAAGUUUGUAUUUAAAAAUGUCAGCUUUUAUUGCAUAUUGCCCUUUCCCCAGCGCCAUAUUUAUUUCAUAAUGCAGAAUGACUUUAUCUGUCAAUUAGUGCUGGUGGGUGGGACCUGCACACCUAUUCGCUCAUCUCUUCACAUCCAUUUGUUUUUCUAGACACCUGUGGAGGGUUGUGUGGUUAGAAAUGGCGGACAUGAGUGAAGUCCUGCUUACUUUAGCAGAUUAAGUAGAGAGAUAUCGUUUACCAGCAGAUACUGUUUUGAGUUGUUUAGGUGAUAUUUUUUAAAUGCUUGGUAUGUUUUUGCUCUUUAAUGUGUUCACAUUGAGGAUGCCGUUUUCAACCAUUUGUGAUAAAUUGAGCGUUGUGUCCGUGUGUAAUAUAAGAGGAACCAUUCUGUUGGCCGUCCAUGUCUUGAAAUUCCAAAUGCAGCAGUAAGGACUUUUGUGCUGUCUAACAUGUCUAUUAGGAGCAUUGCUAUCAUGUUUAAUGCGUCACCCAGUACGGUUCGGAGGAGAAUGGGGUGUAGCGAACUUCCUAACUGCAUUGUUGCUCUUCGUGUCUGUCAAACUUUGACGCAUCUGAAUACAGUUUUAUGUUGCGCAGAUUUGAAAACUGCUGGGUUGUAAAUACUGACUGUGAGGUCUGAGAAGGUUGUGUAUUUUCCAUGCAUAUUGUAUUUGUGUCUGUGUGUAAUGUUAAGUAGUCCUAUUAUGGCCUUAUUACAUAGGUUAAAGCUCCAGUUGAACAAAGUAAGUUAUUAUGUAUGUUAUGGACAUCCUAGAGUUACAGUAUUUUGUGCUUAAUUACAUAAACUGUGUUAAUCGAUUAUGCUAACUAUAUACAGCUCGUAUACGGUCCAAUGUGUUUUUAAUAGGUUGUGCAGUGUAUAUUAGUUUAUCCAUCUAGCUCUACCGUUGGUUUAAGGACAAUGAAGGAAUAAAGAAACAUCAGACCAUCAGUAAAACUGUGAUUUUCUUGACUGGACAACAUACUGGCUGACAUUGUUUCAUUGGCCAAAUACAUUAAAUUAUGAAAUAGUUUAAUCAGUUUACAUAAUUGUCUCUCAUUUAUUCAUAUAGGUAUUCAUAAUGUCCUAAUAAUUACUUUAAUAUUGAACAUUUUCCAUAGUGAGUUCCAUAGUUAAUCGGUGACUUGUUUCCAUAUAUUGCAUCUAAGCUUAUAAAUAUCUUGUUUUAUUUAUACAUCUUUUUGUGGCAUUAAUAAAGUCAAAAUACUU